CUCUCCCAUUGACGACGACUUGUGCUGAUUGCGUUCACUGAGCCUCCUCUCUUCGCAUUUUCCUUUUAUACCCUCAUUGAACACCUUCACAUACAGCAGCCAUGGCGUCCCGGCGGUUAGCACUUAACCUCACCCAGGGCCUCAGCAAGCGUGCUGCGUUCAACGCCCCCGUGAGGAGAGGUUUUGCAACUCCAGUCACGACGAAGAAUGGCGUUGCCACGGAGUGCACGACUCUGUCAAACGGCAUGACGAUUGCCACGGAGCACUCGCCAUGGGCACAGACUUCGACUGUUGGUGUCUGGAUUGAUGCCGGAUCUCGGGCGGAAACGGACAAGACCAAUGGCACAGCACACUUCUUGGAGCAUCUUGCAUUCAAGGGAACCUCCAACCGCACACAACAGCAGCUUGAGCUCGAAAUCGAGAACAUGGGCGGACACCUGAACGCCUACACGUCUCGCGAGAACACCGUCUACUACGCAAAGGCUUUCAACGCCGAUGUGCCCGCGACCGUCAACAUUCUCUCCGAUAUCCUUCAAAACUCCAAGCUCGAGAAGUCCGCCAUCGAGCGUGAGCGCGAUGUUAUCCUCAGAGAGUCUGAGGAGGUUGACAAGCAGCUCGAGGAGGUUGUCUUCGACCACCUUCACGCCACCGCGUUCCAGGGACAGCCGCUCGGCCGCACAAUCCUUGGCCCGGCAGAGAACAUCCAGAGCAUCCAGAGGGAGGAUCUCGUUGACUACAUCAAGACCAACUACACUGCUGACCGCAUGGUUCUCGUCGGUGCUGGUGGCGUUCCCCACGCUCAGCUCGUCGAGCUUGCUGAGAAGCACUUCGCCGGUCUCCCAUCUGAGCCAGCUUCCCAGGCCUCCGCUGCCGUUGCCCAGCUCCAGAAGCGCAAGCCUGAGUUCGUCGGCUCGGAAGUCCGCAUCCGUGAUGACACCAUCCCAACUGCCAACAUUGCCAUUGCCGUUGAGGGUGUCUCCUGGAAAGACGAUGACUACUUCACUGCUCUCGUUACCCAGGCUAUUGUCGGUAACUGGGACAAGGCCAUGGGCAACGCUCCUCACAUGGGCAGCAAGCUCAGCGGCUUUGUUCACAAGAACGACCUGGCCAACAGCUUCAUGAGUUUUUCCACCUCGUACAGCGAUACUGGUUUGUGGGGCAUCUACCUUGUCUCCGACAACCUGACCCGCUUGGACGACCUGGUUCACUUCACUCUCCGCGAGUGGUCUCGCCUGUCGUACAACGUCACUGAGGCCGAGGUCGAGCGCGCCAAGGCUCAGCUCAAGGCUUCCAUCCUCCUCUCCCUUGACGGCACCACCGCCGUCGCCGAGGACAUCGGCCGCCAGAUCAUCACCUCUGGCCGCCGCAUGGGCCCCGAGGAGGUCGAGCGUGUCGUCAGCAAGAUCACCGAGAAGGACAUAAUGGAGUUCGCACAGAAGAAGCUCUGGGAUCAGGAUAUCGCCAUUAGCGCUGUUGGCUCGAUCGAAGGCCUCUUUGAUUACAACAGGAUCCGUGGAGAUAUGUCGAGAAACGCAUAAGAAUUGUAAUUAAAAGAGCUAGAAGAUGGACGGGUGGGUGGUUAGGGUAUUGAACUUGGAUUCGAGGUUGGUGGUAGGGGGCGGCUGCAGCCGUGGUGGGUUGCGAGAAGCGGGAGCUGGGAUUCAUAGAGUGUAUGAUGAGAGUUGCCGCUAAGAUGUUUGUACACAUAUAGAUUCGAUCAAGGUUUUGUCAAUACAGUGUAACCUCUCUUUGCAGAUCGUGUCUGAGACGGAAGUAGCCGCGUAGUAUGGAAUGUGAGAAACCAA
Molecule: messenger RNA, 1805 nt
Organism: Pseudogymnoascus destructans
Lineage: Eukaryota; Fungi; Ascomycota; Leotiomycetes; Thelebolales; Thelebolaceae
Exons: 5
Coding region: 102-1538 (478 amino acids)
Cellular component (GO): mitochondrion
Molecular function (GO): metal ion binding; metalloendopeptidase activity
Source: RefSeq, a predicted model, not a curated record